Chelmon rostratus (copperband butterflyfish) is the source of this 2480-nucleotide messenger RNA. It is a transcript of the gene mettl25b, whose product is annotated as methyltransferase like 25B. Bases 200 to 1960 code for a protein of 586 amino acids. Gene Ontology annotation, biological process: rRNA modification. The transcript is spliced from 8 exons. Gene Ontology annotation, molecular function: rRNA (adenine-N6,N6-)-dimethyltransferase activity. The record is from RefSeq and is a predicted model, not a curated record. NCBI's taxonomy places the organism in Eukaryota, Metazoa, Chordata, Actinopteri, Chaetodontiformes, Chaetodontidae.
GUGAAAGUUACAGAUUGCUAGCUAGCUAGAGGCUCAACACAACAAGCAUUUGUGAAACGAAAAGCCCGCGUUAUAAAUGCUGGUUGUAAGGACUCUGUGUGUGUGUUCUAUGUGUUUUAGACACUCUCCGCCUUAACUGUAAAAAUAACGUAGCGCUUACAAGCUAACUUAUGUUAGCAUUAGCUCGCCUUCAAGUCCCAUGUCAGCUAACCUGUCAGCAGCACGAGAUGUGGACAUGUUUACGUCAAGCCUUUCAGCAGAACAGCAGAGACAGCUGACCAAAGGACUCACCACUUUCCUGUCCCAGUACAGCCACGUGUCUGACUCCUACAUAAUCGAGUUCUUCACUGAAGACCUCUGGCACACAUUACCCAGCACCUGGCUGCCUGUGCUGCAGGACCUGUCUUAUCCUCAGAUUGCAGACCUGUUACUGGAUGCUAAACAUGGAGACAGAAGACUUUGUCAUCACAGGUAUCCUUCGGUUUGGCCUCUGUCACUCUUGGCGUUUCGUGCCACGGCUCACGCUCUGGCGUUUCCCAGAGACCGCAGGCCGGAGCGAGGCCGGGCAGCCGGCUCGGGGAAGCCCGACGAGUUCCUGGAAAACCAGAGCCAGAGCUCACUGCUGGGACACAUAUUCAGGAAACACGUCAAACCCAAGAAACAGCACGAGAUCCGCAAGCUGGGCACGCUGGUAAAACAACUGUGUGACCAGACUGACUGCAGCAGAGUGGUGGACGUGGGCUCCGGACAGGGUCAUCUGACUCGUUUCCUGUCCUUCGGGCUCGGCCUGUCUGUGACCGCAAUUGAGGCUGAUCACACCCUGGUUGCUAUGGCGUCCAAGUUUGACGGACAGUUGCUGUGGGCCCUAGAGAAGGAAAAGCAGAAAAAGAAGAGCUCCUCCUCUCUGGGUCCGGUAUCACAGUUCGCUCCUCGCCAUGUGGCUGGUUGGGUAAACCCCAAGGCACCAUGGGAGGCCUUCAUAAAGCAGCUGAUGGCUGCAGAUUGUCAACUCUCUGAGGGUCCCCCGACUCCAUCUGGACCCAGCAAAAAGAGACUGCGGGGCUCUGCGCAUCAGGAUUGUUCAUCAUCUCGUGGUUCCACAGACUCUGAUCCUCUCUCACAGGACUCUGAGUUAAACCAGAACGAGUCUGAAGGGGAGUCACGUGACUCCUGCUGCUCCCGUGUCCAGCCUGUCUGUCAGGAGGGGGUCCGUCCUGAGGAGACCAGCCAACGAGGCUGUCCAGACUUUGUCCUGACUGGUCUCCACGCCUGCGGGGACCUCAGCGCCACCCUCCUCCGCCACUUUGUCAACUGCCCACAUGUACGCGGCAUCACCUCUGUGGCGUGCUGCUACAUGAAAAUCACCACCAAAGAAAAUCCCACCCCUCCAGGACUGGUGGAGCGCCCCGCCCCUCCGACGCCAGGCCAGGAAUCGCUUCCCUCACAGUUCGGGUACCCCAUGAGCUCCUGGGUGCGGGGGUUGCCGGGACAUCAGCUGUCCUACAAGGCACGGGAGGGGGCGUGUCACGCUGUCGAGGACUAUGUGCGGAGGCUUCGGGAGGAAAGCGAGCUGCUGAGGACACACUGUUACCGGGCGAUGCUGGAGACCUUCAUCAGGGACACGAGACCGGAUCUGCGCAGGGCAGGAAUCCAGACCAUAAAGAAGGCCCACUUACUGCCUUUUACAGAGUAUGCUCGUCUGGGUCUGGCUCGGGUCGGCCUGCCUCCCGGGUUGCCUCUGGACCCGGAGCGGGUGGAGUCCAUGUUGAGGCAGCAGGGCAGGGUGGUGGUGUACUUCAGCUUGGCCCUGCUGUUGGCUCCCGCGGUGGAGACGCUGGUGCUGCUGGACAGGAUGAUCUACCUGCAGGAGAACGGUGUGGACAGUCGGCUCGUUCCUCUCUUCGACCCGAACUUCUCGCCAAGGAACUUUGUGCUGGUGGCUCUGAAGGCUCGCGGAUAGGGAGGAGGAGUACACUCGUCACUCUGCUGGAAAAAGUCUAUGAAAGUCUAGUUCUGUUUUACACAAGGAACCCAAAGUCUUAAGGUUAUUUUGAUUUUAGCUUCAGUUUUUAGAGAUCUUAAGUCAUGAAUUUUAAGGGAAGAGUCUUUUGCUGGACACAUUUUUGCUGGACGCUGGAGACACGUCCGUCCUGCAGCUUCACUGUGACACAGAAACAUGCAGGAAAUCUAAACAUGGACUCUCAGUCCUGCUUCCAGAACACAGCGAAUCCAUACAGCAGCUUUUAUCAUCAGCUUCCUCUGACAUCAUGCACCAGCUGUCACUCAGUGUCUUCAUGUCACCACGGACGCAGUUUAAUUGCAUGGUCUGGUUUCUGUGCAUCAUACAGUAUGGGUUUGUGGUUUUGCAUGUUUUUUUGUAUUUUAUUUAAACUCUUUUUGCAACGCACCACGUGGCUCUCGUGUUCUGAGCUUUACAGCAUCUGUAACUCAAAGUAAUAAAGAAAACCAUUUUUAUUUUA